UUAUUUUUCAAGCUGAUCCGAAGAGGCUGACUUUUGACCGGCGGCAAUUUUAUGAGAUCUUCAAAUUACCUAGUAUGUAACACUAAUGAAAUCUAACGUGCUGUGUGCCCUGAUAGAGAUUGUGGGGUAUAGAUGGUGACUCUACUACGUUGCCGACGAUCCAAACGGGCUAUCCGCUUUCACGUAGCACAGCAUCGGAAGGAACCAUGGUGAGAAUUCGGGGAUGGAUCAAAGAGUGUGAGACGACGAGUCACAGGCUAUGUCACGCUGCCCGGUUUGAUCAAGAUUACAUGCCAAAGCGGGUCCUAGAUCUAAGGCACCAUAAGAUUGUCCUUGUAGAAGACAUCAAACCGCAUGCUUACGCUUGCCUGAGCCAUUGCUGGGGUCCAUCCCAGAGUCCUAUCAAGACUCUCUCAACAACAAUAGACACCUUCAAAGAAGACAUUCCUUGGCAAAGCUUGAGUAGAACCUUUCAAGAUGCGGUCGAUAUUUGCAGGAGACUAGACAUCCGAUAUCUCUGGAUUGACUCGCUCUGCAUCAUACAAGAUAGCGAUGAGGACUGGGCAAACGAAUCCGUCAAGAUGGCCGACAUCUACGCCAACGCUUUCCUCACCAUCGCCGCGACCAAGUCUAAAGACGGGACGGGAGGCUGCUACAGCGACAGAGACCCCUGCUACGUAGACUGCGGUACAGUGAUAGACGGGUCAGUGUUCAUUCGGGGCAAAAUGCCCCGACUCGGUGGUCCGGCAGGAAGUAAGACAGCAGAGGGCUGGCCACUACUUCUCCGCGGCUGGGUUUAUCAGGAGAUGUCGCUGUCGAGGCGCGUCCUACACUUCGGCAGCCAGGAAGUGAUAUGGCAAUGCCGCACACACCGGCGCAGCGAGAGCGGAAGCAACGAUUCUGACUACGCGACGAUUACCUUCCACGACGGCCACGCGCCGCCGAUCGAGAAACACAAUGACUCAUGGGACGAUGGGUCACCGAAUGACCACCCGUGGUACGACGCAGUUAGCGAUUACUCGGGUCUCGAGCUGAGUUUCGAGAAAGACAAAUUGCCCGCCCUAGCUGCUAUUUCACAAGGAUUUGCCAAGGAUAGAGCGGUAGACGAUGCGUUUCUUGCAGGGCUAUGGACUAGUUCGGUCCUCCUCGACAUGCUGUGGGAGACGUAUCCUCAGAACUCGGCAAAUGGGCCCACCGCGAAGCCUGCAAACACUCACGCACCUUCAUGGUCAUGGGCUUCUGUGAACUCCCGGGUAAAAUGGUUCUUGUUCAAGAACUAUAUGUCUCCGCAUUACCCGUUGGACUGCACCAAGCUGGAAGCGGUUCAAGUUGAGUCCAUUGGGUCGCCGUACCUAGGUCGGUGCUCGCGGUCUGAGCUGGUAUUCAGUGGACCACUAAUAGCCACGACAUCCGAGGAUCUAGAAGUCUCGAUCUUCAUGAAAGAUGUGGGCAAGGAAAACCGAGGCUUUCGGAUCAAUGAAGUAAUGGCCGUGCACCAAUUCACACCCGACUAUAUCUUCGAUCUGAAUGGCCCAAUAUACGGGCGAACAUCAGGCGCGAAGUUCAUCCUUCCGCUAAUGAUACAACACGGAGGACAUCACUUGGUGGUAGGAAUCGUGGUACAAUCAAUGGAGGGCAGUGUAGAUGUAUACGAAAGAGUCGGAUUAGUUACAUUAGUGUAUGUCAAACGAGGACCGCCGACGGAUUUCCGUCCUACAACGUGUCAAGAAUGGGACUAUCACCCGUGGCGGCCGAUCACCCGCGGAUGGAUUAACGUGUUUUUGUCUAGCUUACCUGCGAAACGCAUAAUUAUUAGGUGACUAAUUGAACCUGAGGCACAAAGCUACCUCAGUGAGAGGCUUCGUAUCAAGAUACUGCUCUAGUUUGGGUAUGUCGUAUCAAUAAUAUGCAACCGGAUAAUCUAUCUUAAGUCUCAC
Molecule: messenger RNA, 1937 nt
Organism: Xylaria bambusicola
Lineage: Eukaryota; Fungi; Ascomycota; Sordariomycetes; Xylariales; Xylariaceae
Product: HET-domain-containing protein
Exons: 2
Coding region: 207-1820 (537 amino acids)
Source: RefSeq, a predicted model, not a curated record